Molecule: messenger RNA, 1383 nt
Organism: Mytilus californianus (California mussel)
Lineage: Eukaryota; Metazoa; Mollusca; Bivalvia; Mytilida; Mytilidae
Product: 39S ribosomal protein L39, mitochondrial-like
Exons: 10
Coding region: 1-1104 (367 amino acids)
Biological process (GO): threonyl-tRNA aminoacylation
Cellular component (GO): mitochondrion
Molecular function (GO): threonine-tRNA ligase activity; nucleotide binding
Source: RefSeq, a predicted model, not a curated record
AUGCAUAAACAAGCAGCAGACAUAUACGAAAAACCAAGAAAAAUAUUGACAUUGAUCGAUAACAGAUUAUCUACCUUGAAAAUGCAUGCACGAAAAUUAACCUGUCUCUGUUUUAGGAACUUUCCGAUAGCUCAUAAACGAUUUUUUUCUUCAAGAAAGCUAUCAAAUGCUGAAGUCAGAAGAAAAAGAAAUGAUUUAUUUGAAGCAGAAAAACAGAGACAAUUAUCAUUAUAUGAACGAAUUGAAAAAGUGGAAGUGCAAUAUACUGGCUUGCCUGAAUCAUGUACACUAAUUAUGAACAAAGGCAUAUCUACUCCAUAUAACUGUGCUAUGCAUAUGACAGAACACAUUGGAAACCAAGCAGUGUUAGCGUUAGUGAAUGGAAAACUAUGGGAUAUGCAUCGACCAUUAAUGGAAGACUGUCAGCUAUCUUUCUUACAUUUUAGGGACGAAGAUCCGAGAAUGGUUAAUAAGGCUUUUUGGAGAUCCUGUUCUUUCAUCCUUGGAGGGGUAUUAGAAACUGCAUUUAAAGAGGAAUUCUAUAUUCAGCUUUGCAGUUUUCCUAAACCUGAUGUACGUAGUGGCAGUUUUGUAUAUGAUGUAGAUUUAGAUAUGUCAGAUUGGUCACCUUCAUCAGUAGAGUUACGUUGUAUUAGUCAGAUAGGUUCUAGAUUGAAAGAAAAAGAUUGUAAAUUUGAAAGACUUGAUAUGACAAUAGAGAAAGCUGAGGAAAUGUUCACAGACAAUAAAUAUAAGUUACAACAGAUACCAUCUAUAGCCUCAAAAUCUGAGUCAUUGAAUCAUGUUACAGUUUACAGAGCCGGAGAGCAUAUAGAUAUUAGCCGAGGGCCUAUGAUUUCUACAACAGCAUUAUUAAAUAGAUUUGAUAUUUCAGCAGUACACAAGUUGGACACUAGUUUAUCAAAUACUAUGUAUAGAGUUCAAGGCAUAGGUAUGCCUACACAGCUUCAGUUACACUACUGGACAUAUGAACAGCUGGUAAAUAGAAGUAAAAAGUUGAAUCCUGCACUCAUUCCUGGAACAGAGACACACACAGAUAUCCUAGAAUCAACAGAACCAGCAAAGCAACAAGCUGUAGAUUAAAGUGAUCAGCAGUCAAUACUCCUUUGUGAUCAGUUGAUAAAUGAACAUAUAAUUUGUAUACCCAGGAAAGAUGAAUUACUUUAUGGUCAGCUAGAAUUUGAAAUCAUGUGAAAACAACAUUACAUAUACAGGACUACAUCUAGCAAGCUUUAAUUUUGUAUUUCCUAGUUAUCAAGUGGAUCAGGUCUGGGGAAAAGAUUAUGAUAUACUACAUUUAGAAAACAUUUUGAUACUGUAUUAUGUAAUGGAACUAGUAGUGAAUAAAAUUUUCUACAACAA